AUGGCGCAUCUACCGUCUGACGUUUAUCUCACAACCAGCUUCAUGCACUCGGGAGACGUCAGUCCAACAACUCCGAAGCUCCAGCUCCAGCUCUCUAUACCUCACCAUGAUCCAACAUACUAUAUACCUGACGGAAACACUGUUCUGCUUGUAGAGAACACACUUUUUAGGGUCCAUAGGUCGACACUGACAAAGGACAAAUCCACCUUUGACAGUAUGUUCUCCCUGGACUCAGACCUACGCUCAAGCUCCAGCAUGCCGAGUGUCACGGCGGGACCCGAAGGUGAAAGCGACGACAACCCGAUUAGGCUCCACGGAGACACAGCGCAGGAAUUCCGCGCUCUCCUGUGGGCUUUAUACGCUUUGCCACAUGAGCUCACCCUCGCGCUAACGCCUAAAGCGAAUACGUCCCAGUUGUUCAAUCUCGCUCGCAUCACGCAUAAGUAUGAAUUCCGCUCGAUCGAAGGAUGGGCCCUUGGGGCUCUUACAACGAUAUACACGCGUCCAUUGCACUCCCCCAGCGUUCAAGUUGAAGACGUCGAAGGGCCCAGCCUUGUGCAACUUACGGAGCUGGCAUCUCUUUGUGAGCAACGGGAUCUUCUUGACGCUGCCACGCUGCGAUGGAAACGGCUCCUCUUAUCGGGAAAGGACAUUGGACUUGCCAUGGGAGUCGCAGAACGACUUAACCUACGCAUCCUGCUUGGUUCCGCAUAUUAUGCUAUGAUGCUCCAAGGCCGGGAAGUCUGGGACAACGAUGUGUUACUCACGCGAGCACAGCGCAUCCGCCUUCUUUCUGGGCAUUACGCUCUUGGCCGGCUAUGGGAACGUCUACCAAGCGAACCACCUGUUAUCGCGCAUAGCCCACGGUGCACCGGGGGCGCGCAAGUACGGUGUAAUCAAGCAUGGGCUGCACUAUGGCGCUCGACAUUGGACAUGGGCCGUCAGGUCCUGCCAUUACAAUACGCGGACGUGGUGGGCAAAUUGAUGCUUGCGGAGAGUGUAACGAAGGCCCUUGUGGAGCGAGAGAUACCUACGCAGGGGAUGCUAGAUGGAAUGCCAUGGUGCAAAGACAACGUUUUGGCUGCUGUGGCUGGGAAGGUGAAGGAGGUGCAAGAGAGUUUGGCUGAUUACUUCACGGAUGUCGUAUGA
This is a messenger RNA of Suillus paluster, 1149 nucleotides long. RefSeq lists its product as uncharacterized. The transcript has 3 exons. NCBI's taxonomy places the organism in Eukaryota, Fungi, Basidiomycota, Agaricomycetes, Boletales, Suillaceae. Gene Ontology annotation, molecular function: protein binding. The record is from RefSeq and is a predicted model, not a curated record. The coding region runs from base 1 to 1149 and encodes 382 amino acids.